AUGCUUCUAUACGCCAAGGUCGCCACUCCCAAAGUCCCCAAGAAGAGGUCUCGGUCAGCGGAGCUCUAUAUUGUGGAGCUUAUAGAUGAGAGGGUUUGGAUGCACACAAUGAAAAAGAAGUGCAAUGAAGAACGGCCAGCCUGCCAGCGAUGUGCUGAGAAAGACCUCGAGUGCAUCUACGAAUCCGUCAAACCUCGCCAGCGCAAGAGACACACCUCACGGGAGCCACUAAGCCCUCUUUCACCCAUCGCUCUUCAGCGCAGGCCACAGGCCCUAGACCUAGGGUUCCAGGAUCUUGACAACAACUUUAGCUUCUGGGCGGACGAGGUAGCAACGCCUGUCGCCGAGACCCCUACGCACGCAUCCCACGGAGAAGCGGCUUCCGAUGGCACCUUCCCGUCGACGAGGCAGCUCCUAUCUAGACACCAGGAAGCUCCUUACCCAUCUCUAGACCUCCCCUUGUUCUCCCCCGAUGCUUCUGCUGUAUUCGAGCUGUCUCCAUAUAGCGGCGGGGGCGGUGGUGAGGGUGAAGAUGAGGAAAUCCCCGCCCACACGCCUACCACGACCGAACUCGUCCCAUUAUCUCCCCACUACUCCCGGCGCGAAUCCUUCUUGGGCUCAUCGCAGCAUGCCAACCACUUUUUCCAGUUCUCCAUGCCUCUUGACUCCUUCAUCAACCCUCUAUACUCGGAGUUCUCCCAAGAGCAUCGGCACCGCACGCUGAUAGAUCACUUUAACAAUGUCCUCGCCCGCCUUAUCGUCCUCAACGAGGAAUCUGGUAACCCUUUCCAACGGUUGAUCCUACCAAUGUGCCAAAGUAGUGAUGCCGUGCGCAAUGCUGUUUUCGCCCUCUCGAGCGCCCACCGAGAAUAUCGGGGGCUUAUUGGACCUUGUGUAACGACCUUGGAUGCCGAAAACUCCACUUUCUUCUAUAACCAAGCUAUUCAAGGAAUAGCGAAGCUGAUUGAGGCGGGGACGAGCCGGAACAAGAACGAAUUGUUGGCGGCAAUCAUGCUUAUAGUAUACUAUGAGGUGCUCGUCAAAGAUGGCCAGACAAAUAUAGUAGACGGCCAUUUGAAGGGGGCCAUGCUCGUUUUGAAUGCCAGCGAGGAGAGCCUUGAUACGACUGGCGCAUUUCUAGAAAGGGCAUUCCGAUUCUACGAGGUCAUUGCCGCCUUGUCGUUUGGCACAGCGCCCCUAUCAUACGACGUCACAGCUGCGUUCGGAGCGACGAGGAAGGAUGGCUUAAACAGCGGCGUAGACACUCUGCUGGGGAUGGCCAGCACUCUUUGGCCUAUACUACAUAAGCUAUCCACACUUUUAUCAUUGAAGCAAGCCCUUGAAGCGAUGCCGCAAAGCGAGGCUGGCAGCACGAAGCUUUCAUCGCUAAGGGCCGAGUUCGAGACGAGGGCGUACUCGGUGGAUGUUGCCUUGAAGCGGUGGAAGCCCAACCUGCCGCAGCAGUUCUUUACGAUGAGCGAGGGCGAGCAAGGAGGGCCUGCGACUGAACAGCUUGGCACUUGCUCGGCUGGGUCAAGCGGCGAAACGACAACGGCAUCCGACCGCGCUCACCUCCAUUCGGUGCUGAACAACGCACUAGCGUACCAGCACAGCGCGAUUGUAUACUUGCAUCGCACGAUUUACGGGCACUCGAGAAGCCAUGCCCUGGUCCAGAGGCACGCGCACGUCUCGCUCACGCACUGCGUGGCGGCGGUCCGCAACGGCGGGCCCAUGGGCGCGCUCCUGUGGCCUCUCUUCGUCGCCGCCUGUGAGGCCGUCACGCUCGGAGACCGAGAUCUCGCGACCCAGGCCUUCCUCGCCGUCGAGCGCAGGCAGGGCAUGGUCAACAUUGAGCGGUCGUGGGCGGUCGUCCAGGAAGUUUGGAGAAGGGCCGACGCGGCCGAGGAGCUUUCAAGCCCUUCCAUGGCAUGGUGGGCAACGGGGCGUGACCUGUGGAGAAAGAUUAGUGAAGAGAUGGGCGUCACGCUCGUGCUAGGGUGA
Messenger RNA from Parascedosporium putredinis, 2001 nucleotides. The record is from the annotation of a GenBank genome assembly. Lineage: Eukaryota; Fungi; Ascomycota; Sordariomycetes; Microascales; Microascaceae.